ACGUGACUCCAUCCGUACGAAAUGACUGUUUCCGGUCACCGGUUUUUCAGAAAGCAAGAUGGCGGCCUUGGGACGUUUCUCUCGGAUGUUGUUGAGGUCUUCUUUGACUCAAACCCGGCGCCAGCUCGCUGCGGCCGCUGGACAUGCCGAGGACUCGGCUAAAACAUGGAAGAUCCUCAGCUUUGUGGUUGCACUGCCUGGUGUCGCAGUGUGCAUGCUGAACACCUUCUUGAAAGAGAAGGAGCACAGCCAUGACGCACCACCAGAGUUUGUCCCAUACACCCACCUUCGCAUUCGCACCAAGCGUUUCCCCUGGGGAGAAGGCAACAAAACCCUCUUCCACAACUCUCAUGUGAAUGCUCUUCCAGAUGGCUAUGAGGGCCAUGACUAAACUCUCCAGACAUCAGCGCUGGCUCUAGAGCCCCCUCUGCUAUCGUUACAGGACCACACUCCUAUUUGCAGUCUGUUUUACUGGAGUUUUAUUGUUUAUACCUCUGUGCUCCCCACAUUGGAGCACCUGAACCAACAAUUCCUCUGUUCUGGACCAUUAAAACAAAAAUAUCAGCUUAAACUUACUUGACCUAAAUAAAAUGACUUAGUUCCACUGGUUUGA
Molecule: messenger RNA, 613 nt
Organism: Xiphophorus hellerii (green swordtail)
Lineage: Eukaryota; Metazoa; Chordata; Actinopteri; Cyprinodontiformes; Poeciliidae
Gene: cox6a1
Product: cytochrome c oxidase subunit 6A1
Exons: 3
Coding region: 59-391 (110 amino acids)
Biological process (GO): mitochondrial electron transport, cytochrome c to oxygen
Cellular component (GO): respiratory chain complex IV; mitochondrial inner membrane
Molecular function (GO): enzyme regulator activity
Source: RefSeq, a predicted model, not a curated record